AUGCUAAAAAAUCUCAUUGCCUUUGAUGAGCAAUUUAAGUACUAUUGUGAGAGGGUCGUUCUAUCGCCUGAUAAAAUUCCGUCCCGACCAAAAACUUCUGUUAACGUGGAAGGUCCGAACCCGAAAAAAAGAAAAGUUGACUCCGAUUUCGAACAAUACCCGGUCGAUGGUCAUUUAGCUGCUUCAAUUGGACGUUACGCUUUAUACUACAAUUCAAAAGAUGAUAACUAUAAGAGAUGUGCCGUUCCGUUGACCCCAAGACUAAUAGCUACAUAUCGUCAUGGAGAUAACAAAAUGCUCAAAAAAGAUGAUGAGAUCAUUGUUAGUUCUUGGACCGACGCUAAUUUCAAAGUAGCCACCCGUGUCGUGAAAAUAUUGGAAGAAUUUGACGUGAUAAUCUUGAUAUCAAACGUAGAUGUUUCUGAUAGAAAUCUUCUUUCGAAUUCGAUUGUGCCACAUAAAGGGAUGCGCUACAUGAUGAAAGUCCCUCACACAAGUGACAAUGGUCGUCCAGCAUCUCCAGUAUUGGGUGGUCGUUGUCUCAUUGUUCCGCUUAGUAGUUUUGAAGCAAUGAUUCAGGAUUUAUUGCCAAAAGAAGACUCAGUUGAUGAAGCCGAAUGGAACAAUUAA
Messenger RNA from Auanema sp. JU1783, 630 nucleotides. The record is from the annotation of a GenBank genome assembly. NCBI's taxonomy places the organism in Eukaryota, Metazoa, Nematoda, Chromadorea, Rhabditida, Rhabditidae.